ACGUGAUGACGCCACAUUAGGGGGCAGGUCAAAUUACUGUAGUUCUCUUCAAUUCUCCUCUUCCUUGUCCUGCAGCUUUUAACAUCCACCGGCCAACGAAAAAAGAAGCAAGCAGAAUGUCCCAUCAGACAGGCAUCCAAGCGACACGGGAAGUGAGAGAUGUCUUUGCCAAGGCGCGGAACGGAGACUACCGACUGAUAAAGAUCGACAUUCAAAGUGAGCAGUUAGUUUUGGGCGGCACCAAGAAGGCCUCCAAGAAAUGGGACCAGGAGUAUGACGCCUACGUGAUGCCUCUGCUUCAGGAGGACAUGCCUUCCUACCUCCUGUACCGGCUAGACUCCACCAACAACCAGGGCUACGAGUGGAUCUUCCUGGCCUGGUCACCUGACCCUUCUCCCGUUCGACAGAAGAUGCUUUACGCUGCCACACGAGCCACCGUGAAGAAGGAGUUUGGCGGAGGACAUAUCAAAGAUGAAGUUUUUGGCACGGCGAAGGAUGAUGUGUCCCUGAGCGGAUACAGGAAGUACUUGGUCUCCCAGGCAGCCCCACAGCCACUCUCCUAUGCGGAGGAGGAGCUGAGAAAGAUCAAACUCAAUGAGGUACAGACGGACACGAGUAUGGAAGGCAAGCACCAGACUCUCCAGGGCAUUUCUUUUCCCAUGCAGAGGGACGCUAUCCACGCCAUGGAGCAGUUCAGGGCCAAGAAGAUCAACUACGUCCAGCUAGAAAUCGACUUCCCAAAAGAGUCCAUUAAGCUGUCGGGCACCACCCCCACCGAGGUCAGAGACCUGCCCAAGAGGAUCCCCAAGGACGCGGCCAGAUACCACUUCUUCCUGUACAAACACUCCCACGAAGGGGAUUACCUGGAGUCUACAGUGUUUAUUUACUCGAUGCCGGGCUACAAGUGCAGUAUCCGCGAGCGCAUGUUGUACUCCAGCUGCAAGAACCCUUUGAUAGAAACAGUGGAAAAUAACCUGCGCAUUGAAAUAGCCAAAAAGCUGGAGAUUGAUAAUGGCGAUGAGCUGACGGGUGAGUUCCUGUAUGAGGAGGUGCACCCCAAACAGCACGCCCACAAGCAGGCCUUCGCCAAGCCCAAGGGACCAAUGGGGAAGAGGGGGGGGCAGCGCAUCACACGGGCACCAGGGGAUGAUGAUGAUUAACCCCCCCCCCUCCCACUUCCAUUCAGUCCUCAAUGGAACAUUCCAGAUCCUAUAACCCCUUUGCUGAAUAGGACUCCUUCCAGUACCCUAUAUAAGACCACAAUCCUGUAGAUCGAACUAUGCACACAGAUAUUACCACACAAAGCUAUAACAAAUAUGGGAGACCUGUGACUUGACUGCCGCUCACAGUCACUCAUAGGGCACAGCGUGUAAAACAUGGCAUAUGGUCCUGAAGAAUGUAUACGCUUGCUGAGUGUUUCGUUGCAUUCGAAUAGAAGCCAUUCUUUAAAAAAAAAUCCACACAGACACACACAUUUGUGAUGUUAUGACGAGGACUCCAUGUUGAUUUGAAGGCAUGGAGAGGUCCACUCACUAACGCUCAAGGUCCUUGGGUUUCAGUGUUUCCUCUGGGAUGUUUAUUGAUUAGCUCGCCCCUGCCCCCUUGAUCAGGUAGAAAACCAUUGUGCCUGGUGUUCCGGUUGAGCAUUAGCUUUUGAUUACUUCAGGACCUAAAAGAAUCAGGCGAGUUAAUCAAUAAAGCACCAGGAAGCAAUCCCAACGGCCUCUGAACUCUGUCGGCCUCCAGGGAUCAGGUGUUGGGUGGGGUCAGCCAUGUGAAAGACCAUAAUGACCUAAAAGGUCAGAGGUCAAUCUGUUUCCCCCCCCCCCUAGCAAGAGCAUUCUGUGGAAGUAUGGAAGUUUUUCUCUUUGUUUUUAUUGUUCCUUUAGUAUACUGUAAGUCUUACUAAGUCAUGUGUGAUUUUUACAAUUUUGAGCCAUUUGUUGUUAACAAAAGACCUUUGUACAGAGAAAGCAAUCUUUCUAAGAUAUUUGGUACGCUAAUGCUGGUUAUGUUCUUUGUGUUUGUUUUCUCCCUUGUUUCUGUGCUUUGUUGUUCUCGUUCCACAUCUAAAGAUCUCUACUGCUGAGAGAAACUAUUUUUCUAUAAGCCCAUGCGGUGUGUAUCAUCUAAAGAUCAUGAACUAACUUUUGUGUGUGUCUGUGGCCAUUCUUUUCCAGUGGGAAAAUGUUUGCCUAAGUUUGUUUGAGUACAGAGGGGUUGUUCGUCCAUUACACUACUGUGACACACACACAAACACACACACUCACACACAGACAGACACACACACACAAACACACACACUCACACACAGGCAGACACACACACACACACACACACACACACACACACACACACACACGCGCACACACACACACACACACACACACAGCUAAGCACCUCACAGCAUUACUACAACAGCUGCAAUCACAAACACAGUGCUUUGGAUGCAUGUCUACUACAGAAAGGGAAUUGGGAUUGGGAGUCCCAGAUAGACUAAUUACCCUGCUGAGUCAUCAACCACUAAUUACCUUUAACCUUUGUCAGGGCAUCAUGCAUUUUACAGAUGACGUACCUUAGUCUUGUAAAGCCUCAAAGGUUUUUUUUUUUUUUUUUAAUAAAUCAAAUUGUAUAAAUGAGAUAAUAAAAAAAACAAGAAAAAAAAA
Molecule: messenger RNA, 2666 nt
Organism: Clupea harengus (Atlantic herring)
Lineage: Eukaryota; Metazoa; Chordata; Actinopteri; Clupeiformes; Clupeidae
Gene: twf1b
Product: twinfilin actin-binding protein 1b
Biological process (GO): barbed-end actin filament capping; regulation of lamellipodium assembly; positive regulation of neuron projection development
Cellular component (GO): actin filament; cytoplasm; myofibril
Molecular function (GO): actin monomer binding; actin filament binding
Source: RefSeq, a predicted model, not a curated record